AUGUGUCCAGCUGUGUUUUUUGGGGGGGGUCACACACACCUCCCCGCGGCCCAUGACGUCACGCCGGCGGGGCUGGCGCGCGGCCAGGNCCCCGCUCCCGGCAGCGCCGAUUCGGGCUGCAGCUCCUGCGGGACCCCGCUCUACGACCAGGGAGGGCCCGUGGAGAUCCUGCCGUUCCUGUACUUGGGAAGCGCCUAUCACGCCUCCCGCAAGGACAUGCUGGACGCUUUGGGGAUCACGGCGCUCAUCAAUGUCUCGGCCAACUGCCCCAACCACUUCGAAGGGCACUACCAGUAUAAAAGCAUCCCCGUGGAGGACAACCACAAGGCAGAUAUCAGCUCCUGGUUCAACGAGGCGAUCGAUUUCAUCGACUCUGUGAAGAACGAGGGAGGAAGGGUCUUUGUGCACUGCCAGGCUGGCAUUUCCCGCUCAGCCACCAUCUGCCUUGCUUAUCUCAUGAGGACCAACAGAGUCAAGCUGGACGAAGCCUUCGAGUUUGUCAAGCAGAGGAGAAGCAUCAUCUCCCCAAAUUUCAGCUUCAUGGGGCAGCUGCUGCAGUUUGAGUCGCAGGUCCUCGCUCCCAACUGCUCAGCAGAAGCCGGGAGCCCCGCGAUGUCGGUGUUGGACAGAGGGGCAUCGACCACCACGGUCUUCAACUUCCCCGUCUCCAUCCCAGUUCACACCACGUCCAGUGCUUUAAACUACCUUCAGAGCCCCAUCACUACUUCCCCGAGCUGCUGAGAAAGCAGGUGAAGAAGGUGGCCAGGACUCAGACUUGCUGUCUCAGAAGUGCAAUAACUACAGGGACAGUGUCACUUGUGUUUCGUGGGGAGUCAUUUGGUGUCGUAGAUGGAGAGGAGCUCACCCAAUGCCAGAGAAACCAGGUGUUUCUGACUUCUCGAGCAAAUGUCUGGAUGUCUACACAGAGAUCAAAGGACACUGGCUCUUCCUGAGCUGUCCCUCCUUGUCUUCUGUCUGUCCUAAGCCUGCUCCAUGUUUAGUAGCAUGCUCACCAGUAUUCCCAUUCCUGGACACUUUGAGCAACACUGAUGCUGUCCCCUUUUAUAUGACAGUCCUAUUUAUUUAUUUUUACAUUAGUACAUUGUUGUUGGGUUUUUGUUUGGUUGUUGUUUGUUUGUUGGGUUUUUUUUUUGCCUUCACAAACGUAAAGUUUCAUUUCUAGAGAAACCAAAUACCUCAGUAUUUUUUGGUACUAUAAUCCUGUGUGUGUAUAUCUGUCAGCUCUUCUUGUUUCCCAAGCACUGACAUGAAAGCACCAGGCGAGUGCUUUUUUUUGAGUUGCCAAGGGUUGUAUGUUUGCUGAUUUAUUUAUGAUGUGAAAUAAUAUAUUUCUUCUUAUGAAGACAUAGUUUUGUUACAUGAUUAUAACUUUUUUUUAUACAAAUGGAAUAAAUUAUGAUAUUUCUAUUCA
Messenger RNA from Cyanistes caeruleus (blue tit), 1432 nucleotides. It is a transcript of the gene DUSP1, whose product is annotated as dual specificity phosphatase 1. Lineage: Eukaryota; Metazoa; Chordata; Aves; Passeriformes; Paridae. Gene Ontology annotation, biological process: negative regulation of p38MAPK cascade; endoderm formation; protein dephosphorylation. Gene Ontology annotation, molecular function: MAP kinase tyrosine/serine/threonine phosphatase activity. The record is from RefSeq and is a predicted model, not a curated record. Gene Ontology annotation, cellular component: nucleus; cytoplasm.